This is a messenger RNA of Drosophila ananassae, 1334 nucleotides long. RefSeq lists its product as uncharacterized. The transcript has 2 exons. The record is from RefSeq and is a predicted model, not a curated record. Lineage: Eukaryota; Metazoa; Arthropoda; Insecta; Diptera; Drosophilidae. Bases 166 to 1251 code for a protein of 361 amino acids.
AUUGAGUUUUAAGCUCAAAAAAUUGAAAAUAACAAAUACAUUUAUAGUUCCUUUGCCUUUUCAUUUUUGUACACAGUAUUCAGGAAAAGUCUAAAAAAACAUGAGUUUGUAAUUUUCUCAAGGAAAUUUCGAGACUAUUUCAAAAUUAUCUGUAAUACCAAAACAAUGGCCAAUAACACAAAUGCAAGGAAGUUGGUACAAGUGUCCGAAGAAGCGGCACCACCUGUGCAGAUGCCCGUUGUGGUGGGCAAUGAACUCUUUGUGCUCACACAGCAGGAUAUUCGACGGGUGGAGGACAUCCGCGUCCUUAGCUACAACCGGGUGUCGAGCAAUGGACAGAUCUGCCCCAUGGGUGUUGCUCCUCCAGUGAACAAUGCAUUCAGCCACGCUGCCAUCCAGACGCCUCUGCUGCCAACCUGCCACGGUGGCACCAUAGAGGACCUGAUGCCCCCGAAACAGGCAAGGUUUCUCCUGAAUAAUGAGGAUGAGGGGAAGCAUCUGCUCGCGUCCCUGCACAAUGUUUCAUCCCGACCUCCGAAAACAGUGGCCAGCGUGGCCACCCAACUGGGCUGGUGCAAGCCCACGGAGGAGCCGCGUGUCAGCUUCACUCUCAAGUUAAACGCUGCCACCUCCACUGGUGGCCUGAUGACCAGUAUUGGCUGCCAGAAAUGCUCUACGGGUGAGAAGCGCCACACCAGCUGUCAGACCCAGACCUCUCAAUCUCGGAGUCCAACUCCAGAUUCGACACCCAAGCCUGCUAUCGCUCCAAAUCCUAGCAAGAAGACGCAACACGCCUGCUGCCAGACACUGGACAACAAGGCCCAUAAAGCAUGCAACACCUCAACCAGCCACGUUGUUUGGAAGACCUCGUCGACGCCAGGCUCGACUGACGAAGCGGAUACCAUGUCGGAUGAACCUGCUGGUCGGUGCGGCUGCCGGCACUGCAAGUCGAUACAAGUAACGCAGCAUCCCAGAUGCCCCGCGGAUGAUCCCUGUACAUUUCAAUCGACCAAUACCGAUCCCUGUGCCCAAUAUCAGCAGAGGCUGAGGGACUUAUGCAGUCGAGAUGAACAGGGACUCCACUCGAGGGGCUCCAAUCCUCGCAGCCAAAGUUACUCUCCCGCUCCCGUCACACAAAAUAGCCAGCUGAAGCUCUUUCCGUACAAGCAGAAUCGUUAUUACAGGGAGUUGCAGGACGACCGAAGGCGGCACCUGAAGAAAUCGCAGGAUGACUGUAGUAUGACAGAGUAGAAGCAUCAAUGACCUUUCUUACCUUUUUCAUAUAUUUCUACCACUGUUGGCUACUUCAAUAAAAUUACGUAUUUGGUAAAUAA